Cuscuta epithymum is the source of this 2990-nucleotide messenger RNA. Lineage: Eukaryota; Viridiplantae; Streptophyta; Magnoliopsida; Solanales; Convolvulaceae. The record is from the annotation of a GenBank genome assembly.
CGCCUAGCAACCUAAUGACGUGAGAAAGGACAUGCUUGUCCAACUUUUACAAAAGAUGGGUGUGAGGCGCAACUUAGAUGGUGCGCGGAGCAGAGACGGAAUUUUCAACAUCACCUUCUGCCCGCAACCCUAAACCCUGAGAGUUAAAGUUAGAGUCUUUCCGCGCCCUUGUACAGGUCAGAUUCUCACUUUCUCUUGGCGUUUGGAGUUAAUGCCUAAGGUCCAGAAUGAACUCUUAUUAGUAAUGGAGAGCUUAAGAUUCACCGUUUAAGAACUUUACACCAUGCAUUCACUUCAUUAUACACUCUGAUAUGCAUCGGAGUCUUGGUAAGCAUCGUCUUAUCUAUCGUGCUCGCAUUUCCAACUAUGUGAAAACUGGGCUUGUAGAUGAAGCAAUACAGGUGUUCGAUAAAAUGACUACUUCAGACUGCAGGGUUUUCAGCAUUGAUUACAACAGAUUCAUUGGCGUCCUGAUUAAGAAUUUUCGGUUUGACUUGGCAGAGCAGUAUUACCAUGAGAUGAAGCCAAAUGGUUUCUCCUUGAAUCCUCAUACAUAUUCAAGAUUUAUUUCCGGCUUGUGUAAAGUUAAGAAUUUUGAGCUUAUUCAUAAACUUUUAGAUGAUAUGGAUAGGCUUGGGGUAGUCCCAUAUAUUUGGGCGUGUAAUAUAUAUUUAAAUCUUUUGUGUAAUGAAAACUUUGUCCAGUUAGCUCUGGAGAUGUUGAGAGUCAUGGGAGAGAAAGGUAGAGAACCUGAUGUAGUCAGCUAUACUGUAGUUAUUAAUGGACUGUUUAAGAUUAGAAGGUUUGACAAUGCAAUUGAAAUAUGGGAUAUGAUGAUACGGAAAGGUCAUACACCUGACUACAAGGCUUGUAGAGCUGUCGUAUUGGGUCUGUGUGAGUAUGGGAAGGUUGAUACAGCAUAUGAACUAACAUUAGGUGUAAUGAGAAGUCGAAUUAAGUUUGACAUUAAAAUAUACAAUAAACUCAUUGAUGGGUUCUGCCGAAUUGGAAGGAUUGAUAAAGCUCAAACGAUUAAGUCAUUCAUGAGAAGAAAUGGGUGUGAUCCUGAUCUGUCCACUUACAAUGUUUUCUUGAAUUAUAGUUGUAAUGAGCUUAUGUUGGGGGAAGCAGAGAGAUUGAUAGAGAAGAUGGAAGUUUGUGGUAUGAUACCCGAUCACUACAGCUAUAACCAGUUACUUAAGGGUCUAUGUAGGGCAAAUAAAGUGGAUAAGGCAUACACGCUGAUGAUAACUAAGAUGGGACCUAAAUGUUUGCUUGAUGUUGUCUCAUAUAACACAAUAAUUAGAGCGCUUUGCCAAACGGGCCACUUCAUGAGGGCGUACAAGCUAUUAGAUGAGAUGAGGGAAAGGGAAAUAUGUCCAGAUGUAGUAACUUUUACGAUUUUGAUAAAAUCGUUCUUAGGAGAAGGAAACUCUGAUGUAGCUGAGAUGAUUCUUGACCAGAUGACACAAAUGAAUCUUUUUCCAGAUCGUGUGUUAUAUACCACUAUUAUCCACCAUCUUUGUAAGACUGGAAGGAUAGGGACAGCACAGAGCACUUUCCAUGACAUGUUAGAGCAGGGAGUGAGCCCUGAUGUUGUUUCCUACAAUGCAUUGGUUUACGGGCUUUGCAGAGCUUCUAAAGUUAGUGAAGCUAUGAAUCUUUAUGAAGACAUGCAAAAGAGGGGUUUAUGUCCAGAUGAGGUGACAUUCAAGUUAAUUAUUCAAGGAUUAAUUAAUGAAAAGAAACUUUCUUGGGCUUGUGCAAUAUGGGAUCAGAUGAUGGAGAAGGGAUUUACUCUCGAUAGUGAUUUGUCUGAAAAGCUAAUUAAUUCCAUGAAUAUAAAAGGCUUUUCUUCCGAGGAUGACAGGUGACCCGCAGGCUAAGAGUCUAUUUAGCAAGGGUUAUUUGGCUGAUAUAAAAGCUAAUUAAUUGAUUGAACCUGAAAGUUGUGUUCAAGUAUGUCAGGUGACCAGCAGUCUAAGUUCCUGUUUAUUUAGGUUAUUUGGCUGAUAUAGAAGGAUCUGCUGAUUUUUUUUAAAAUCAAAAGUGCUUGAUAAAAUGCAGUUCAACCAAAUAAGUCAAAAGCUACUUGUUCUGUCAUUCUAAGUUGAUAAGCUGAUGAAGUGGGCACUAAAUCGGUUGAAGUGUAUUCCGAGCCUUUCUUUCAUUACAAGUUUCUCAUAAUGGAGAGCCAAAUUGAUGGCAAGUGGUAGAAUCACUUCAUUAUGUGAUGCAAAAAUGAACUCAUUUCUUGAAUUUCUUGAAGGGGUCCUUUAUCCUUAUGCAACAGAUAAGGAAACUAUGGAAUAAUUCCCCUCUUGCCACACAGGGAGGAGUUGCUGGUGAUGGAGAGUGGCAUUUGUGGCGCUUCUGUAAUUGCUAUUGGAUAUGGCUUCUGUAAAGUGUAAACUAGGGCUCUAGAAAAACAGUCUUAUUCUUGGGAGAAUGGAGAAUAUGGAUGUUUCUGACGAAUAUGAAGAUCAAAAUUUCAUGCGAAUCUACAAUGUAGAAUUGGCAUAUCUGUUUGUUCAGAGUUGGCCUGUACAGAUCCCCACACAAUAUUGGUGCGGAGCAGUUGGUUUACUGCUGCUUAGUCCAUUCUUCUCAGACCUCCCAGUUGUAAUCUGUAGUUAUUCACAAAGUGGAAUUUCAAUAUCAAAAGAUUGUGAUGAUUAUUAAGCACUUCAGGAUGACAAAUAAAAGCUAGGUGUGCUGCUAAUAUUGUGGAUUUGCUCGCAUUGGUCGAUUGGCUGGUGUUUUUUGUACAUAGCGAUUAGCAAGUUGGAUUGACUCGAGCAACGAUCAUGAAAGGUAUAAUGUUUUCAAUCUGCACUUGUUUUUACAAAAACCAUACAAAGUGUGGCAUGUAUUCAUGUAUUAUCAACUUCCUGAACACGUAUAGCUUUCCAUAGUUGCAUUUGUUAUAUAAUUAUGAGUUCGUUUGAUAACAUUUGUUUUGGGAUAAGGGUCAGUUUAGUCCUCGAAGU